Molecule: messenger RNA, 991 nt
Organism: Pseudophryne corroboree (corroboree frog)
Lineage: Eukaryota; Metazoa; Chordata; Amphibia; Anura; Myobatrachidae
Gene: LXN
Product: latexin
Exons: 6
Coding region: 122-799 (225 amino acids)
Molecular function (GO): metalloendopeptidase inhibitor activity
Source: RefSeq, a predicted model, not a curated record
CAGUCAGCGUGCAGCUUCCUGGUUCCAGCUAGAGUAAUGCUAUAGGAUUCCAGUGCUGCAGCCCACACGCUGUCACAUCACUGCAGAUUCACUGUGUUCUCCCAUCACCUACGUCAAUAUCAUGGAAUCUAUCAACCCCUCACAUUACCCAGCAUCCAGGGCUGCGGGGGUGGCUGUGGACUACAUCAACUACAAACUGGGGGGUCCAAACAGACUCUUUGAACAGCAGCCAGUGACAAGUGCCAGCAAGGAGAGCAUUGCAGGAGUGGGGAAUAAAUACCGGCUCACAUUUGCUAUAAAAGAUAGUUUGAAUGAGCAAUCUCCAAUAACCUGCACAGCAGAGGUUAUAUACUACACAAGUGACCAGCACAAACCGCCUAAAGUGACAUUCACAUUACAGACUGCGCUGCAGAAUUACACAGCCGCAAAGGACAAAGAAUUUUACAAUAGAAUGAAGAAUCUUUCAGAACCACUUGUUGCUGAUAAUAUUCCAGAUAACUAUGGCAACGUAACCCCAGAUAUGGAGCCUGUGUGGCACCUGGCGCUGGCUGCUGCAGGUUACGCCAAGUGGCAAUAUUCCACAGAAGGAACCUUCUUCAGAAUGGCAGUUAUUAAAGAGGUCAAGCAGCUGAAAAGGCAAGAUCAUAUCCUGGAAUUCCAUUACGAUAUGCUGAUCCACGAGAUGGUCUCACAGGAAAUGGUUCCAUGGCGAAUAGAAACGUUAUGGGACCCAGCAGAAGGAUUAAAAAUACAGCAUCAACAAAAGCUGCCUAAACACAAUCCGGAUGGGAACAACUGAGAAUGACCUCAACAAGCAGCAAAGUAAAAAAUAAUAAUCCAUAUGUACUGUACUACUUACGCCACUGAUUUUUGAACAGUCUCCCUGAAAGCAACUUUAGGCUUGCCCAAGGUGCACAGGCAGUCAUAUUCCCUCUCCAUCCUCUGGAAGAAUAAAAGAUAAACUGUACAAUAAAGUUUACAAACAAAUAAA